UCGGCUUUCCACCCGCCCUGCUCCUUCGCCCCCCUGCGGCCCCUCCCCCAGCCGCCGUGGUCGGGUAGCGCCUGGCUGGCGGCCCGCGGGCGGGCCGUCCACCCCUCGUGGCCCCCCCCCUCUUAAAGCAGCGGCGGGAAGAUAGAGGUUUCGGGAGCCGCUCUUGGGCGGCAGCGCCGCGAUGCCCCGGCGCGACCUACAGCGGCCUGCCGCCUGCUCGUGGCCGUCUGCGCGCUGCACCUCGGCGUCACCCUCGUCUACUACCUGGCUGGCCGCGACCUGAACCGCCUGCUCGUCGGAGUCCCCACGCCACUGCAGGGCAGCUCAAACGGCGCCACCGCCAGCGGGCAGUCCUCCGGGGAGCUCCGGUCCCCGGGCGCUCGGCCGCCGCCUCCUAUAGGCGUCUCCUCUGAGCCUCGCCCGGGUCGCGACUCCAACCCUGGUGCGGAUUCUGGCCCCGGCCCCGAGAGCAACUUGACUUCGGUCUCAGUGUCCCCCACCACAGCACUGUCGUUGCCCGCUUGCCCUGAGGAGUCCCGCUGCUCGUUGGCCCCAUGCUGAUUGAGUUUAAUAUUCCUGUGGAUCUGGAGCUUUUGGCAAAACAGAACCCAGAGGUGAAGAUGGGUGGCCGUUACUCCCCCAAGGACUGCAUCUCUCCUCAUAAGGUGGCCAUCAUUAUUCCAUUCCGCAAUCGGCAGGAGCACCUCAAGUAUUGGCUGUAUUACUUGCAUCCAAUCCUGCAGCGCCAGCAGUUGGACUAUGGCAUCUAUGUUAUCAACCAGGCCGGAGACACUAUGUUCAAUCGUGCCAAGCUCCUCAAUAUUGGCUUUCAAGAGGCCUUGAAGGACUAUGACUACAACUGUUUUGUGUUUAGCGAUGUGGACCUCAUUCCAAUGGAUGACCAUAAUGCCUACAGGUGUUUUUCACAGCCCCGGCACAUUUCUGUUGCGAUGGACAAGUUUGGAUUUAGCCUACCUUACGUUCAGUAUUUUGGAGGCGUUUCUGCUCUAAGUAAACAACAGUUUCUUGCCAUCAAUGGAUUUCCUAAUAAUUAUUGGGGUUGGGGAGGAGAAGAUGAUGACAUAUUUAACAGAUUAGUUUUUAAAGGCAUGUCUAUAUCUCGCCCAAAUGCUUUGGUCGGGAAGUGUCGCAUGAUCCGCCACUCAAGAGACAAGAAAAAUGAACCCAAUCCUCAGAGGUUCGACCGAAUUGCACACACAAAAGAAACUAUGCGCUUUGAUGGUUUGAACUCACUCACCUACCAGGUGUUGGACAUAAAGAGAUACCCAUUGUAUACCAAAAUCACAGUGGACAUCGGGAUGCCAAGCUAGCGCUUUGGUACAAAUAAGAGACCUGAAAAUGGCUAGGGACCUUUGCUGUGUGUCUCUGCCAGUCUGCUGGGCUGGUCCCUCUCAUUUGUACAAUCUGAGUGAUAGGUUCCCUCACUCAUCAAUCAGAUGCCUUUCCAGAUGACCAGGAUCAGUGGAAUAUUUUGCUCCCAACUUGGCUCGGCAUGUGGCUUAGUUCUACAUGGUGUUUGUCAGUGUAAAAAUGGUGAGCCUUUGGGGGCUUCUUGACAAGUUCACAGGUGUCACCCCAAAUAGAACUGACAGCGCAAACCUGGGUGACUGUGGGGCUCAUUCACACUGUUAAAACUACUAAAUUGUAAAAUGGGUAAGAACUUUGCCUUAAAUUGUGGUGUUCUUAUUACUUCAUGAAAAAUUGGAUACUGCUGCUGAAUUUGGAUGGGUAUGAUAUCUUUUGGUUGUCAUAUUUUAGACAGAAAAACACAAAGUUUCAACUAGUCUCAUGUUCCAUGCCUCCCCCACCUUCUCUCAGUGGUAUGCAACUAUUACAAUCACUGUGUGUGUGUCUUUUAGCAAAAGAAUUUUAAAACUUGAGCCUUUUGUCCUGCUUAUGUAUGAAUUCCAAGGCAUUUUUAGCCAUCAGAGCAAAAGCCUUGGAUCGUCUCACUUACAAUGGCCUAUCUCCAGAUUGUCUGAUUUCUGAAUGUAAAGAUUUUUUUUUUUAAAAGAAGCAGUUUGUAGUAUUUUAAAGAAAGAACAAAUUGAGUUCUAAUUAUGGUAUAGUUUGAUUUGUGCUGAUCCAAAUUUGCAUUACUGUUUAGUGUUAAGUCAUGACAAUUUAUUUUUCUGGGCAUGCUAUGUAAACUUGAAUUUCCUAUGUAUUUUUAUUGUGGUAUUUUAAAUGUGGGAGGGGAUUGAGCAGUUUUUUUAGUGGAAAAAAAUAAUGUAUGCUGUAGUGGCCACAAUGGGCCUCAGAUUUAGCUGGCAGGCCAGGUUUUAUGAGGAGCAAAAUCACCGUCAGGUCCCUUGGCGAGGGCAAGCCCUCCCAGUCAGCAUUAUCCUGCCAGACCUCAGAGACCUGGGAGACAGUCUCUGUCUAUCUGGCAGAACUCCCCACCUCUCCACCCUCCCCAGGUGGGCAGGAUGGAAGGAACCUCAACCUCCUUGAACUGACCCCUCAGGGCUCUAGGUUGUGGGGUUGUUUACCAUCCCUUGGUACCUUCUCAGUUGGGGGAACCCCUGUUCUGGCGGGGACUGCCUCCCAAGAGCCUCUGCCACACUCCCCAGGCCUAUCCUACAUUACUGGUUCUUCCCCUUCUCCCCUUCCUCUCCUGCUCUGCCUGUUUCUUUUCCUUCCUCUGCCUCUUACCUGUUCCCUAAAACUUGCCUUUGGCACUCAGGGUCAAACAGACUGUUCAUUCUCCAGCAUGAAUAUGCCUUUUAGUUAUUGAUCUAAAGAGUUAACUGAACCAACACCCUGAAUCCUCCUGAGAACUCUGGUGCCUAAAGCCUCCCCUCCCACUCAGGGUUUUAGCAGGUGCUCUACCUGGUGAGGCUAACCCCUAACCCCCAGGGGCUUCAUUCACAAACUCACCUCUGCUGAAGAAUGGGUAGCUAGCUGCCUGGGGUAAGACAGCAGGAGGCACUUCUACCACAGAGGCCUUUGCCAAGUUCAUCCUGGACUGAGGUCCUAAGAUUCAGCUCCCUAAUCCCAGAGUUGAGCCCUUUGCUUUUGGCAACCAGGACCCUAACCACUGCCUCAUGGGCAACAUCCCUGAGUGUGGAGGCUGAACUGUUGCCUGGCCUUAAUCCUACCUGUGCCUUUAUCACUUUGAGCAUCUCAGAUGCUAACUUGGUUCUUUUUCCAGAAGCCUUUGUAUUGAUUAAAAAUUAUCUUUCUCUGCAGAAGCAAUGGGCUUAUGCUAAGAGUAUUCCUCUGUCAGUUUCUAUGGCUUAACAAUGUUACUAAAACUGAGACCAACUGCACUGAGAACAAGUUUGGGGAAAUACAAAAGACUUUCUUUCUGUCCCCGGAUCUUGACUUUUCCAAAGUGCCUUAAAGAAAGGAGACAGAUGCCUGUGUGGUAACUUUUGUUACCUCCUUUACUCUUAAAAUCCUGUCUUUUCUUCUUUCUUUUCUCCAGUUACUUUUUUUUUUCAUGUCAAAUAUGUUCAUUUUGAAAACCAAGGGAAAUUCCGCUGUGCCUGUACACCCCACUUGCUGACCUUCCAGUGCUCUCACAGGCUCUGCAGGCCCAGGGUAUUGUUAGGCCUGGAAGUUUGCCUGGCUUGUGAGAUGUUUUGGUCAGUUCCCUCACUGGGGAUUCCAGAGCUGAGGGUGCAGGGAGCCAUUUCCUUCACCUGGGAGUUGUUGUCAUGUACCAAGCUGUUGUUAUAUAUUGUGCCUUCCUCUGUCUUUCUAAUACUAUUGCUGGUGACCUGUGUGAUGUGGCCUUUGGGAAAGAUCAGAAGCAGAGAUGGCACAGGAAGGUAAAGGAAAUGCUGUCCUAGCCUUCAGACUAGUCAGAGUCUGUAUUGACCAACCACUGGGCUGGGUGUGGGGUGCCCCCAUGCAGCCAGGAUGACAAGCUUUCCUAUUCUAGAGACCUAUCGUGCUAUGUGUUUUGAUAUCCCAUGUAUGCAAAUGUGUGUAUUUACCAUGGGGGGAUUUGGCAUGUGACCUUGGUGUUAAGAACAGACAACUGUAUUUUUGCCUUUGCAAUCCAGUGAUAUAACAUGAAUAAAUGACCCUAUCUUUGUAACUGUGGGUGAUUUCUCUACGACUGAAGGGGUUUGGGCCCUUUGCGGGGCUGCCUGCCUGGAAGAUCUGAGAAAGGCAGAGAUUUGCCAGCAGGCCCUCUACUGCUGGAGCAGCUCCCACAGCCCUUUGUUAUACUUUAUUUUUGAGACCAAGGUCUCCCUAACUUUGCUUGGGUUGGCCUCGAACUUGUGAUUCUCCUGCCUCUGCCUCUCUACUGGCUGGGAUUACUAGAGUGUACCACCAUACCUAGCCUUACGUAGAGACUUUUUUAAGGUUUAAAAGAAAAGCUGUAUCUAAGCCAAUGACUGAUAUCUCACAGGCAGUCACUACGUAGUACCUACCA
This is a messenger RNA of Castor canadensis (American beaver), 4411 nucleotides long. RefSeq names its product beta-1,4-galactosyltransferase 1 (gene B4galt1). Gene Ontology annotation, molecular function: cytoskeletal protein binding; beta-N-acetylglucosaminylglycopeptide beta-1,4-galactosyltransferase activity. Gene Ontology annotation, cellular component: Golgi apparatus. The record is from RefSeq and is a predicted model, not a curated record. Gene Ontology annotation, biological process: protein N-linked glycosylation; carbohydrate metabolic process. Lineage: Eukaryota; Metazoa; Chordata; Mammalia; Rodentia; Castoridae.